Molecule: messenger RNA, 1098 nt
Organism: Westerdykella ornata
Lineage: Eukaryota; Fungi; Ascomycota; Dothideomycetes; Pleosporales; Sporormiaceae
Product: UPF0047-domain-containing protein
Exons: 3
Coding region: 195-869 (224 amino acids)
Source: RefSeq, a predicted model, not a curated record
UGAUGGCGGCAGCAUAGCUUGCAGACCGAGUGAGAGCCACUCCUAUUUGAGUCCCUGGGUCAGAUCACCACCGCGAUAUGUUUUCUAUCUUCCGGCAAGAGUUGCCCUUCUGGUUCCGCUCGCCUGAUUCCACCCCACGUCAACCUUGACGUCAACCCCUCCGCCCCACCAGGCACACCCGUCGAAGCUCUCCAAUGCCCACGCAAAACACGACAAUUUCCCCUCUGACAACCGUCUUCCUCAUCUUCCUGUUCCUCAUUGGCCUCUUCCCCUCCCUCUUUCACUCAAUCGUCUGGGCGCCUUACCAUCUGAUUUUCCGUUCUUCAACGCAUUCCGCAGCCAAAGUCGCAGACAGCGUCCACUGCACACCUCCGAGUAUCUGUACACCACCACAACCGCAGCAGCAACACACACCCUACACAGCAAAAAUGUCCUGGACCCAAAAAACACUCACCCUCCCGCCCUCCUCACGAGGCUCAUACCUCAUCACCGACUCCAUCGUCUCCCAACUCCCCGAAAUCAAGACGUACAAAACGGGCCUCCUGCACCUCUUCAUGCAGCACACGUCGGCGGCGCUGAGCCUGAACGAGAACUGGGACGAGGAUGUCCGCGCCGAUAUGAGCGAUGCGCUGGAUCGCAUUGUCGAGGAGGAUAAAGGCGCGAGGAAGGGGUUGUAUAGGCAUAGUGCCGAGGGGAGCGAUGAUAUGCCUGCACACAUCAAGUCCGCCCUCAUCGGCGCCAGCGUCACCAUCCCCAUCACCAAUGGCCGGCUUGCUACGGGCACAUGGCAGGGCAUCUGGUACCUCGAGUUCCGCGCCGCGCGGCACACGCGCAAGGUCGUGGCGACGAUCCAGGGGGAGAAGAUGUGAAUGAUCUGUUUUGCAAGGGAUCGUGUUCAGAUAUGAAGGAAGGAGGUGGUGACUAUGAAAGCAUGAGGAAUGAGGGAUGAUGAGCCUACGAAGAAAAUGAAGAGGACGAGGAAAGUCCCUGUUUCCCUGGUCAGAGUUGAGUGAAUAUGCACUGCUGCGCAUGCGCUCUCGCGCUGUAACAACAAACAAACAAACAAGUAAACAAGUAAACAAAUCAGAAAAUGGCCUC